Messenger RNA from Chanos chanos (milkfish), 3226 nucleotides. It is a transcript of the gene wsb1, whose product is annotated as WD repeat and SOCS box containing 1. NCBI's taxonomy places the organism in Eukaryota, Metazoa, Chordata, Actinopteri, Gonorynchiformes, Chanidae. Gene Ontology annotation, molecular function: protein binding. The record is from RefSeq and is a predicted model, not a curated record. The coding region runs from base 353 to 1624 and encodes 423 amino acids. Gene Ontology annotation, biological process: intracellular signal transduction; protein polyubiquitination. The transcript has 9 exons.
UUAAACAGCAUUCGAACGUAGGAGUCGGAUAUUGAGUCAGAGAACACGACGAUAAUCAUAGACAAACGUUUGCGCGUUAGUUUUGGUGAACUGCUUUUUUAAAAACACAUUUCAAGGCACUACACACGCUUUUUGUAGAAACUUAGAUUUUAAAUUUUGAAUACAUACAUAUAUAUCACAUUUGUCAUACGCCUGUUUGGUUGCUUCAUAGCAGGCUACGUGUGGUUCAUCGCAUUCCGAACGUCUGACUAACCAACGUAACGCGAAUUUUCUUGCUGUUUUUCUUCAACUGUUGAAACAUCUUUUUAGUUAACUUAGAAGACGUUGUUUUAAGAAACUCGGUUCUAUUUAGAUGGCAAGCUUCCCAGAUUUUGUUAAUGAAAAUGAAAUAGGUAAAGCUAAGUUCAUAGGUGAACUCUUAGCUCCAGCUGCUCCCUUUGACCAAAAAUCCGGGCGGGAAACCUGGACUGUGGCAUUCGCGCCAGAUGGUUCCUAUUUCGCUUGGUCACAAGGGCAUCGGAUUGUGAGGCUCGUACCAUGGGCAAAAUGCUUGGCCAACUUCACUGUGGGAAAGGAGGAGCGUUCGCCUGGAGCGGGGCCGCGGCGUCUGUCUCGACAGAACAGUGACGGGCAGCUGUCGACGGGUGAGCUGCGCGAACACACCAUCGACUGCGGGGACAUUGUGUGGGGCCUGGCCUUCGGCUCCUCGGUUCCCGAGAAGCAGAGUCGUUGUGUCAACAUCGAAUGGCACCGCUUCAAGUUUGGGCAGGAUCAGCUACUGCUGGCCACGGGCCUGAACAAUGGACGCAUCAAGAUCUGGGACGUUUACACAGGAAAGCUUUUGCUGAACCUGAUGGAUCACACAGAGAUUGUUCGGGACCUCACAUUUGCCCCAGACGGCAGUCUAGUAUUAGUCUCUGCCUCCAGAGACAAGACACUACGGGUCUGGGACCUCAAAGACGAUGGUAAUAUGGUCAAAGUGCUGCGGGGACAUCAGAACUGGGUUUACUGCAGUGCCUUCUCUCCAGACUCCUCCAUUCUGUGUUCAGUGGGCGCGGGAAAAGCGGUCUUCCUGUGGGAUAUGGAUAAGUACACGUUGAUUCGUAAGCUGGAGGGUCACCACAAUGAUGUGGUGUCCUGUGAGUUCUCACCUGACGGCGCCCUGCUGGUCACUGCCUCCUAUGACACCCGCGUCAUAGUCUGGGACCCUCACGUUGGCACUGUGCUACUGGAGCUGGGGCAUCUCUUCCCCCCACCCUCCCCCAUAUUCGCAGGCGGUGCAAACGACCGCUGGGUUCGUUCAGUAGCGUUCAGCCACGACGGGCGCCACAUCGCUAGCGUUACCGAUGACAGGCUGGUGCGGUUUUGGUGCAUCGAUGAGAAGUCUCCUCAGGCCAUUGCCCCUCUCACGAAUGGACUCUGCUGUGCUUUCUCCACGGACGGAAGCACCCUGGCUGCUGGGUCCCGAGACGGCAGCGUGCAUUUCUGGGAGUGUCCACGCAGCAUUGCCAGCCUACAGCACCUGUGUCGAAUGGCUGUCCGCAGAGUCCUGUCCACGCAGCAGGUCUAUAACCUCUCCAUCCCCGCCUGCAUGCAAGACUAUCUGGCCUACAAGACCAUGUAGCCCACACACACACACACGUGCACUGCUGCAUGUACGACUCAAACCAAUGAAUAUCCUUUCUUAAAAAAAAAAAAAAAAAAAAAAGAACAGGCAAAGAAAAAAAAUCACAUAAGCAAAAACACACAGAAAAAAACAACAAAAAAAAAUCCGUUAUUUGCUAUUCAUUCAGACCCCAUGCUGUUCUUGAUGUGAGGUCACUGUUUUAUAUUUAUUUAUUUUUGUAAGAUUAUUUUGUGCGGUUGGGAAGCGUCCGAGUUGUUUUUGCGUGCUAGUUUUUGUAAAAGCAUUUCUGAAGGCAUCCCACACCUGACAGGCCUUAUGGUAGCCGUCUGUCACCUCUGUCUGCUUUCUCUCUCUCUCUGGACUGACUCAGAGUCAACCACCAAAUCUGCUCUAUAACACGCAUGAUUCAACUUUAGAGAAAUGUUUCCUGUAUUGAGAACAGCUUAUUUUUGACUACAGAGGGGAAUGAAUGAGUAAUAACGCUUUGUCAAAAUGGUGCUUUCUCCAUUCUAAAGGGGAGUAGAGGACAGAGUGGGAGAAUCCCUAUUCUCUGGCCGUGACACAAGGGAGAAUGAGGUGUGUGUGAAAGAGAGUGAGUAGGUUGAGUGUUGCAAGCUGCAUAGUUUCUGUAAGGGUUUAAUUUGGGGUUAGUGUGAGAGAGGAGGGGUAUGUAUGGAUUGAAGAGAGUGUGUAUUUGUGUGUGUGCGUAGGUGGCUGUGUGAACGCCUCCUGCUGUAGGAGUGUGUUUCAGUAGUUCAGGAAUGUGAACCAGUGCCUCCCUUUUGUGCCUCUUUAGAAUCUCUCUCCCAGUGCUUCAGCCUCAGUAUCUUAAAUGUUGCCUCAUUUUAGACUUGAUUAAAAACCCACUUUCAUAAAAACAAAGUCUUGAACGCACGAUUCAUGGCCUAAUCUCUCUCUCUCUCUCUCUCUGUCUCUCGUGGCAAAUUGUAUAUUUCUACCUGUACAGAGAUUUGUAUAGACACUUAUGUGCCCAAAUAUGUGAGUAUGGUUAUGUAAAUAAGUCCAGGCCUUUUUCAGUGUUGUAAUCUGCUGCUUUUUUUGGGAUCUGAGAAUAUACUGUAUAAUGCUUGUUAUACCAGUGUGUUGACAAUUCUCUUAUAAUGUGAAAAAUCUGUAGAUGAAUGAGGAGUGUUUUAUAUUGAAUAGCAAUGGAAGUGUAAUCUCAGCCUCCUGUAGAAAUUGCCAGGCUGUGGGUGGAAUGUUCUAGAACGGCUGUUGCUGUGGCGUAAAACCCCGUCUGAUGUGCAGAGUCACUCCUCCACAAUUAUAUCAUGGUCCUGUUGGCAUCCAGGCUUGUAGAGACAUCCUGCGCUGUUCAGUUUCUGAUGCUGUACAGUAAAGUCACUAACUGUCUGUACCUGUGGAAGCUCAGGACAGCUGUCAAAGCUCCCUUUAUUUUAGCAACAGGCCACUAGUGUUUUGGCUACUCAACUCAAUACAGAGGGACUUAGCAGAGGCAAAGGAGAAGAAAGAAAGGAAAAAAAAAAAAAAAGACAGACUAAGUUUGUAAAGGUUUGUAAAGAUUUUCUCAUCUACCUCCUAGAUUUUGCUGGAGUUACCUGUUCACAAGGAGGGAGG